Pan troglodytes (chimpanzee) is the source of this 765-nucleotide messenger RNA. Its product is annotated as keratin-associated protein 4-7. NCBI's taxonomy places the organism in Eukaryota, Metazoa, Chordata, Mammalia, Primates, Hominidae. Bases 178 to 765 code for a protein of 195 amino acids. Gene Ontology annotation, cellular component: keratin filament. The transcript has a single exon. The record is from RefSeq and is a predicted model, not a curated record.
CACACAAUUAUGUAAUUACAUGAUUAAGUUUUCCACGAGGUAAAUAAUAAGGAAAUAAUGACGUGGUGGCAAUGGGCCUUCAGCAGGGUAUAAAGGAGGCUAUGGACCCAGAAGACUUCCAAACCCAAGAACUUCACUCUCUUGGAAACCCACCCAGAUCCUCCCCGUUCUGACACCAUGGUCAGCUCCUGUUGUGGCUCCGUGUGCUCUGACCAGGGCUGCGGCCAAGAUCUCUGUCAGGAGACCUGCUGCCGCCCCAGCUGCUGUGAGACCACCUGCUGCAGGACCACCUGCUGCCGCCCCAGCUGCUGUGUGUCCAGCUGCUGCAGGCCCCAGUGCUGCCAGUCUGUGUGCUGCCAACCCACUUGCUCCCGCCCCAGCUGCUGUCAGACCACCUGUUGCAGGACCACCUGCUACCGCCCCAGCUGUUGUGUAUCCAGCUGCUGCAGGCCCCAGUGCUGCCAGUCUGUGUGCUGCCAACCCACCUGCUGUCGCCCCAGCUGCUGUGAGACGACCUGCUGCCACCCUAGGUGCUGCAUCUCCAGCUGCUGCCGCCCCAGCUGCUGUGUGUCCAGCUGCUGCAAGCCCCAGUGCUGCCAGUCUGUGUGCUGCCAGCCCACCUGCUGCCGCCCCAGCUGCUGCCGCCCCUGCUGCUGCCUGCGUCCAGUCUGUGGCCGAGUCUCCUGCCACACCACUUGCUAUCGCCCAACCUGUGUCAUCUCCACCUGUCCCCGCCCCUUGUGCUGUGCCUCCUCUUGCUGCUGA